Molecule: messenger RNA, 1948 nt
Organism: Haliotis rubra (blacklip abalone)
Lineage: Eukaryota; Metazoa; Mollusca; Gastropoda; Lepetellida; Haliotidae
Product: ectonucleotide pyrophosphatase/phosphodiesterase family member 5-like
Exons: 5
Coding region: 1-1347 (448 amino acids)
Source: RefSeq, a predicted model, not a curated record
AUGCCGAGUCAGGGGGCCACACAGGGCAUUAGAAAGGUAGUGGUUCACAGAACUUCAUCUGCCGCCAUGUUGUCUGUCCAGAUCGCAGCUAUCCUUGUUCUCCUGACUGUGCUGAUAGCAGCUGAUGACUUCAAGAACAAAGUGCUUCUCGUGUCCAUGGAUGGAUUCCGAUGGGAUUAUUUAAACAAUGCGUCCUCGACUCCCCAUUUCCACACGUUCGGAAAAGGGGGAGUACGGGCCACAUACAUGAACGCCAGCUUCACAACUCUCACCUUUCCUAAUCAUUACACCAUCAUUACAGGUCUGUGGGGGGAGAGUCAUGGAAUUGUUGGCAACCACAUGUACGAUCCCGUGUUCAAUGCCAGCUUCAGUUUUAGCACCACGGAGACUCGGUGGUGGGACGGAGGAGAACCACUGUGGGUCACGGCCAAGAAGCAGGGUUUGAAGGCGGGGACAUACUUUUGGCCUGGCAGCGAGGCUGAGAUUCAAGGUGUGCGACCUGACUACUGGUACCCCUAUACGAACGACACGCCUUAUAAGGAGCGAAUUGACACCGUCGUUGACUGGUUCAAGAACCAAAAUGUCCAACUUGCCACUCUGUAUUACCCAGAACCCGAUAAAACUGGACACAACUUUGGGCCAGAAUCACAAGAGGUCAGGGACAAGGUCAUGUACAUGGAUGAAAUCCUUGGUUACCUCGUGCAGAAGAUGAAGGAGAAUGAUCUGGAAAGUGAGGUCAACGUCAUCGUUACCAGUGACCAUGGAAUGGUUGAAGUGGAUAACAUCAAUAAAGUUGUGGAUAUUACCGAUUACGUUGACAUGACGAAGGUCGAUCGUAUCCCGAUUUACGGCCCCUUGAUGCAUAUUCUGCCGGUAGAGGGCCAGGACGACGCCAUUAUACAGAGUCUGGCUGGAGUGGAACACAUCACAGUGUACAAGAAGGAGGAUGUUCCAGAACGUCUCCAUUACCAGGACAACAGAAGGAUCAUGCCCAUUAUCAUCAUAGCGGAUGAGGGAUGGCAGUUAACCACUAACAAGACCAAAAAGGCCAAAAGUACUCUAAAAGCCACCCACGGUUACGACAACGCAUUGAUGUCAAUGAAGCCAAUAUUCCUGGCUAGGGGACCCAACUUCAAGGCCAACCUCACGUCAGAUCCAAUCCAGAAUGUCGACAUCUACCCUCUUGUUUGUAAACUGCUCAACAUUAAACCAGCGCCGAACAACGGAAGUCUGGCCCGUGUCAAUGCCUUUAUCCAAGAUACGCCUCCAGUUUCUGGGUCUCCAAUCAAUACACCUGUACUGCUUUUCGAGUGUAUAUUUGUAUUCACAAUCUUCCUUAUACUGUAGCUGAAUUUAACUCGAUCACACUUAACAGACAUAGGUCUCACUAGUAAUUUAAAAGUGAGUUUAGUUUUACGCCGUACUCUGCAAUAUUCCAGCUAUAUGGCAGUAAUAAUUAAAGAAGAUAAAUUCAAACGAUUGAAGAAUAAAAUUAUAUUCAAGUUUUUCGGAGAAAGACUUUCGAUUGGCCAAUAUUCAAUCCUUAUGAAACCGAAGUCUAUUUAAACGUUUCACGGUUACUAUAAAUCCACCUCACCCUGUUCCAAAUUUGUAAUUAACCUGGCGACGAGAGCAAACAAAUGCUCUUUCACUCUAUUGUUCCAAUCCUUGGUGUAACACCACCGACUAUAUAUUCCAAACUAUUUUAACCGAUUUUACUAUAUGAAUCCGAAGUAGGGGGUUUUAAAGAGUGUUCUACCACAGAAAAAAUUCACUUGCCUGCCUGUAGAAAGUUUCUGAAUGUUGGUUUGUCAACCCCAAAGGCUAUGGUUUAUGAUGAAUGUGGUAGGUUUCCAUUGUACAUAUCAUCUUAUUGUCGUUGUUUAAAAUUGGUGUAAAAUAAUUAAUAUGCCUGAACAUCAUUUACUAAUAAAAACCCUUCAAUUUG